CACUGACUGUGCAGGUAUGACCUGGAAGACAAACACGUAUGGCGGUGGUGUCAGCCCGAUCUUUGAGCCCGGCGGAACAGAGCAGAGGCAGCACUUCCUGCAGUGUGCAGGCCGGACCGACCGCUCUGUGUGCUGCGCAACUGUUACAGCUGAUCCCGGACCUGAUCCAACAUGGAGAUUUCAUUCGCAGGGAAACGAGCUCUUGUCACCGGAGCAGGAAAAGGGAUUGGCAGGGCCACGGCUCUGGCUCUGGCACGCUGCGGGGCAAAGGUCACGGCGGUCACGCGCACACAGGCUGACCUGAACACUCUGGUGCAAGAGUGUGCCUCCAUCACUCCGCUCUGUGUGGACCUGGCAGACUGGGGGGCCACAGAGGCCACCCUGCAGAACCUCGGCCCCAUCGAUCUUCUGGUGAAUAAUGCUGCCUGUGCCAGUCUGCAGCCGUUCCUGGACGUCACACCGGACCAGUUUGACCAGUCGUUCAAUGUGAAUGUGAAAGCUGUGCUGCAUGUGUCCCAGAUAGUGGCUCGUGAUAUGAAGGCCAGAGGAUCUGGAGGCUCCAUUGUCAAUGUGUCCAGCCAGGCCUCGCAGUGCGCCCUCAGGGACCACGCUGUCUACUGUGCCACUAAAGGAGCCCUGGACAUGCUGACGAAGGUGAUGGCUCUGGAGCUGGGACCCCACCAGAUCCGUGUGAACAGUGUGAACCCCACAGUGGUGAUGACAGAGAUGGGUCGCUUAGGCUGGAGCGACCCCGAAAAAGCCAAGAGCAUGACGUCCCGCAUCCCCCUCGGCCGCUUCGCAGAGGUGGAGGACGUGGUGAACAGUAUUUUAUUCUUGCUGAGUGAUAAGAGCAACAUGACUAAUGGAGUCACUCUGCCAGUGGACGGAGGCUUCCUGGCCUGCUAACUGGAACGAGUUUCCCCUCAGCACACCGCCCAUCUUCUGAGAGGAAUGACAAAUACAUCCCAUCUGCAGCUCUCACUGCAUUUAUCAAAUAGAGGUCAAUUUAAUCAGCAAUUAAACUCAAGCAAUGCACAACCAA
Acanthopagrus latus (yellowfin seabream) is the source of this 1042-nucleotide messenger RNA. It is a transcript of the gene dcxr, whose product is annotated as dicarbonyl/L-xylulose reductase. Gene Ontology annotation, molecular function: L-xylulose reductase (NADPH) activity; carbonyl reductase (NADPH) activity. Gene Ontology annotation, biological process: xylulose metabolic process; glucose metabolic process. The record is from RefSeq and is a predicted model, not a curated record. Lineage: Eukaryota; Metazoa; Chordata; Actinopteri; Spariformes; Sparidae. The coding region runs from base 172 to 906 and encodes 244 amino acids. The transcript is spliced from 9 exons.